UAUUCCACGUCCUCCUCUCCAGGACUCCUUGAAACUGUGACCUCGGUGCUGCUGCACCCAAGCAUGGCAGCUCGUUUGGCCGCUGCAUGGUGCUUGCGCUGUGUCGCCGUGGCUCUGCCAUAUCAGUUGACUCCGCUGCUGGACCGCUGUGCAGAGAGAAUCAACAACCUGAAGAGUUCACCUGAGGCUGUGAGCGGCUACAGCUUUGCGAUGGCUGCUCUGCUGGGAGGCGUGCACCAAUGUCCGCUGGGUAUCCCCCACUCCAAGGGCAAGUUGGUAGUGAGUAUCGCUGAAGACCUCCUGAGGACGGCUGCUCAGAAUAGUCGACUGUCCCUGCAGCGCACACAGGCUGGAUGGCUGCUGCUGGGUGCCCUUAUGACUUUGGGUCCCUCCCUUGUGCGCUAUCACCUUCCCAAGAUGCUGCUGUUGUGGAGGAACGUGUUUCCUCGCUCCCAGAAGGAGCUGGAAGCUGAGAAGGCCAGAGGAGACUCCUUCACCUGGCAGGUCACAUUGGAGGGCAGAGCUGGAGCACUGUGUGCCAUGCGUAGCUUUGUGGCCCACUGUCCCGAGCUGCUCACAGAAGAUGUGAUCCGUAGACUGAUGACUCCCAUUGAAUGUGCAAUGACCAUGAUGUCACAUGUCCCUGCCAUCAUCAAGGUCCAUGGUGCUCACCUGAAAGCAAGUGCAGCAAUGGUGAGGCUCCGGUUGUACGACAUCCUGGCUCUGUUGCCUCCCAAGACUUAUGAAGGAAGCUUCAAUGCCCUCCUGAGAGAGCUGGUGGCAGAGUUCACUUUGACUGACAACUCUGCCAACACUACAACCUCCUUGCUGCGCUCUCUCUGUCACUAUGAUGACAGUGUGCUCAUGGGUUCCUGGCUACAGGAGACUGACCACAAGUGCAUUGAGGAUCAGCUACAGCCCAACAGCGCGUCUGGCAGCGGAGCUCUGGAACACGAUCCCUCCUCCAUCUACUUGCGUGUUCCUGUUGGCGAGGCCAUCCCAGGACCUCUCCCUUUGGGUGUGUCCGUCAUUGACGCUUCGGUGGCUCUGUUCGGUGUGGUUUUCCCUCACGUCUCCUUCAAACACAGGCUGCAGAUGCUGGACCACUUUGCAGAGUGCAUAAAGCAGGCUAAAGGAGUUCGACAGCAGGCAGUCCAGCUGAACAUCUUUACUGCAGUGCUUAGUGCCCUCAAGGGUUUGGCUGAGAACAAAAGUACUCUGGGUCCUGAGGAGGUGCGUAAGUCGGCCCUGGCCCUGGUGAUGGGAGCGUUGGACAAUCCCAACCCCAUUCUGCGUUGUGCUGCUGGAGAGGCCCUGGGCAGGAUGGCUCAGGUGGUGGGCGAGGCUACUUUCAUCGCCAGAAUGGCACAGACCAGCUUUGAUAAACUGAAGUCGGCCCGUGAUGUAGUAUCAAGGACAGGCCAUUCACUGGCUCUCGGCUGUCUGCAUCGAUAUGUUGGAGGAAUUGGCUCAGGCCAGCACUUAAAGACCAGUGUCAGCAUCCUAUUGGCUCUGGCCCAGGAUGGCUCCUCUCAUGAGGUCCAGACAUGGGCUCUGCACUCUCUGGCUCUGAUCGUGGAUUCUAGCGGUCCCAUGUACAGAGGCUACGUGGAGCCGACACUCUCUCUGGUACUCACCCUGCUCCUCACAGUGCCACCGUCUCACACAGAGGUGCACCAGUGUUUGGGGCGCUGCCUGGGAGCACUCAUCACCACUGUGGGACCAGAAUUACAGGGAAAUGGAGCCACUAUCUCCACCAUCCGCUCGUCCUGCCUGGUUGGUUGUGCCAUCAUGCAGGAUCACUCUGACUCCCUUGUGCAGGCAGCUGCCAUCUCAUGUUUGCAGCAGCUGCACAUGUUCGCUCCACGCCAUGUUAACUUGUCCAGCCUGGUGCCCUGUCUCUGUGUCCACCUGUGCAGCUCUCACCUGUUACUGCGCCGUGCUGCCGUGGCUUGCCUGAGGCAGCUCGCUCAGAGAGAGGCUGCAGAGGUCUGUGAGUAUGCCAUGAGUCUGGCGAAGAGAGCAGGAGACAACACUACAAUCAAUCUGAACAUCACAGAAACCGGUCUCGAGGGCGUUCUGUUUGGCAUGCUGGAUCGGGAGACAGACAGGAAGCUGUGUUCUGAUAUCCAUGACACACUGGGCCACAUGCUGUCGUCUCUUGCUGUGGAAAAGCUUUCUCAUUGGCUGAAACUUUGCAAGGAUGUCCUGGCAGCAACUACAGAUGUAGGAGGAGCCGUUGUAUUUGAGGUGGAAAAGGAUGAGGAAGACUCUGAGAAAAAAGACGAGAUGGACGACGACACCAUGUUCACAGGCCUGGGUGAAGAUGACAAGUCCAAGCCCUCCGUAGCGCCGCGCUGGGUGACACGGGUAUUUGCCGCGGACUGCUUGUGCCGCAUCAUCCUGCUGUGUGAGAAUGACAAAGCGCACUUUGACCUGGCAGCUGCACGUUCUGCACAAGCCAAGAACCCCAAAGGAGAUCAAUUGGUGCUCCAUUUGUCUGACCUCAUCCGAAUGGCCUUCAUGGCAGCCACAGACCACAGUAACCAGCUGAGGAUGGCUGGCCUGCAGGCCCUGGAAGACAUCAUUAAAAAGUUUGCUUCCGUACCAGAACCCGAGUUUCCAGGGCACGUUAUCCUGGAACAAUACCAGGCCAAUGUCGGAGCUGCCCUCAGACCUGCAUUUUCACCUGAUACACCAUCUGACAUCACAGCUAAGGCAUGCCAGGUGUGCAGUACAUGGAUUGGCAGUGGCGUAGUCAGUGACCUUAAUGACCUACGGCGAGUCCACAACCUGCUUGUGUCGUCGCUGGACAAAGUGCAGGCUGGAAAGGGCUCAUCCAGUCAGCUGUACAGUGAGAGUGCCACCACGAUGGAGAAGCUGGCUGUGCUGAAGGCAUGGGCUGAGGUUUAUGUGGUGGCGAUGAAGAUCAAGAAAGAGGCAGAGUCCAAGCCUGCCAAACCAGUCCGAACUGGAGAUGAGGACGAGGAUGACGAGGAUCUGGGUGCCGACGUGCUUCCGCCCGACAGCCUCAUCAUUUUGGUGCAGCCAGAGCUGCCCUCGCUGAGCCGCCUGUGGCUGGCCAUGCUGCGAGACUACGCUCUGCUCACUCUGCCCGCUGAGUUUUCCAGCCUGCUGCCUCCUGACGGUGGAGCGUUUUAUACUCCAGAGACUAUAGACACAGCAAGGCUCCACUAUCGGAGCUCGUGGGCCCCUGUACUGCACGCUGUGGCCCUAUGGCUUAGCAGCACUGGGUUCGGAGCUGAUGAAGAGAAAGAAGAAGUCCCCUCAGCUGUCUCCAAGGCUCCUGCCAUCCCUCCAGCAGCCUCCUCCACCACAAAGACUUUCGAGGAGUCGGUCAAAGACAGGAUGCAUCUGAUGUUGGGUGUCAGUAUAGAGUUUCUUUGCUUCCCCCGGCCCGAGGAGCCCAUCGAACAUGUGAUGUCCUGCCUGCGCGCUCUUUUCACUCUGCUAGAAUCUCCAUGUGCUAAGCACCAUAUUGCAGAGGACCAGCUGCUGGCAGUGGAGCUCCUGAACGUGCUUCACAGGCUGCUGUUGACCCGGGAUCCUCCGGCUGUACAGCUCCAGGUCACUGCUGUCGUACAGGAGACCAUCAGGGCUGCGCAAGACCAUCUGCAGCGACAGAAGACCAGCAAGGGCAAAGAGGAAGAAGGCGAGAAAGAUUCUCAGCCCAGCCUUGGGGAAGGAGGAGACACAGGGGAGCUCGUCCCCGGCAAGUCUCUGGUGUAUGCAGCCAUGGAGCUGCUUGUGUUCAUCCUGGUCCGCCACUUGCCACAGCUUAACACACGUGUGAAGGAGUCACCCAGCCAUGUGCCACUCAGGCCUCAGCGACUACCAGAGGAAAGUGCCCUACUGGUGGCAAACACUGUUUCCAUCCUGGCAGAACUCCCCUCGCUCUGCUCUCCUGCUGGAAGCAUGACCAUCCUGCCCACGGUGCUCUUCCUAAUCACGGGUGUGCUGAGGGAAACUGCAGUUAAGACUACUGACAAUUCGGUGCCUGUGACUGUGUCAGCUGCCCUGCAGGGCAUCAAGACCAUCAUCACCUCCCCUCUGGCCCGGGUGGAGAGCAUGCAGACACAGUGGACCGGCCUUGUGAGGAGCAGCCUGGCGUCUGUACUCGAGCACUCACAGCCAGAUGAGUCCAGGCCUGACAUGGAUGAGGUCAGCAUGUUAACAGCGAUCACACUCUUCCUGCUGUCAGCCAGCAAUGAACUUGUAGGAGUCACCGUCCUGCAGAAGGGCUGCAUGGACCGCUUCCGAAAUGCCCUCAACUCUAGUGAUCCCUGGGUUCAAGCACGAUGUUACCAGCUGCUGUUGUCAGUGUUUCAGCAUUCCAGCCGUGCCCUCUCUACUCCGUACAUCCACGUUCUUGCUCCACUCAUGGUGGAGAAGCUGAAGGCAGUGGAGCGCAGUCGGCCAGGGACUGCUGCCGAGCUGCAGGCUGUGCAGGAGGGCAUCAGGGUCUUAGAGAAUCUGGUUGGCAUGGGUGAAGAGCAGAACCGGGUGCAGUUGCUGGCUCUUCUUGUACCAACUCUCGUCUCCUACCUUCUGGAUGAAAAUGCCAUCUCCUCUGCGCCCCAAGUCUCCAAAGGCCUGCAUGAUUUCGCCCUUCAGAACUUAAUGCGGAUUGGCCCCCUCUAUCCAGCUGCCUUCAAGAUAGUAAUUGGUGCAGCACCUGAGCUUAAAAUCCGUUUGGAAUCUGCUAUACGGGCCAACCAGGCCAGCAGCAGAGCCAAAGCUGCAGCCAGGCAAGCUCAGCCGACUGUGCAGGCUGCACCGACCAUCAAACUCAAGAAGAGCUUCUUCUGAACUCUCCAAAAUGCACUGCACACUCUCACAGCCUGAAUUAAUGUUAUUGUUUUAGGUCUGUUUUGUUGUCUGUCAACAGAGAACCACAUGUCAUGUCUGCGUCAGCCACAGUUUAUGAAGUGUAUUUAUUUAUUCUACAUCUCAUUUUUGUUUUUGAUGGAUGAGAACUUCUCUUUAAGUCAAGAAGGAAAUUAUGUAAAUAUUAAAAAGCUUUUGAAUGUUAACUUUAAAAACAAAACUCACUUUAAAAUCUGUAGGAAAUUGUGUGAAUGUAUCAUUGCAUUUAUAAAGGGACACAAUUUACUUUUUUUGUCUGUUCGUAUCCCUCACUAUCCAAAAGCUGAUGUUUACUGUGCCACUUUUCUCUGUGAUAUUACAUCACUGUGAACAUGGCAGUUAUUAUUUGUUCCUUUUGAUUCCAAUCAUGCAUGUUUGUUUAAUGGACCUGGUUUAGUAUAUGACCUUAGGGUCUGCUGAUUGUUACAGAUGUUUUUUGGGUUGUUUUUUUUUUUUUUUUUAAGUUUUUUGUUUCCUUGUUUGAAGAGGCGAUUUUCUCUUAAAUUAUUCUGUAAACCUUCCUGCUACUUGUUCUUAAACACAACUGAGAAAAUCACCUUUUGAUUGUUAAUUUGAGCCUAGAAUGAGAUUUUAGUAGAGCCCUUUGAAUAAUAAAUGCAUUAUGUUUUCAACUUGUUUGGGGGCAGAAAUUGUAAUUCUCACAGAGACAGUUAAUUAGUCUGUUGAUAAAUGGGGGGGAUACUACAUCAUUUAAUUUAUGUGCUGCAUAUCAUACAGACGGUUGUGUUGCCAAUAACUGAUUUUUGAUCCAAAUCUGCUUAUGUGUAAUAGCUACAUGAGUGAGUGAGUGUCAGCUUCCUUCAUACAUUGGCAGAUUUGUUGAAAUGGCUAUGUUACACUGCACCUUCAUUUCUUUGAAAUGUGAAUAAAGUUACUUUGACCUCA
Messenger RNA from Epinephelus lanceolatus (giant grouper), 5793 nucleotides. Lineage: Eukaryota; Metazoa; Chordata; Actinopteri; Perciformes; Serranidae. The record is from RefSeq and is a predicted model, not a curated record.